Molecule: messenger RNA, 1105 nt
Organism: Paramacrobiotus metropolitanus
Lineage: Eukaryota; Metazoa; Tardigrada; Eutardigrada; Parachela; Macrobiotidae
Exons: 3
Coding region: 152-1105 (317 amino acids)
Source: RefSeq, a predicted model, not a curated record
UUGGAUUUUUAUACGAAAAUAAGAAAAUUCGGGGCUGGAUUAAGGGGCGGGCAUGAUUGUUUGCGCUUGGCGAGAACAACGGUGCACCUACUUUCUAAACCUAAAGACGCCUCAACGAUUCGGAUGAUUAAAGGAAGAAAGGCAAACGGUGAUGGGUGCGUGGAAAACAUGCUUAUUCGUAUUACAGAUGCAGCUGCACUUGUCUGCGGAAUGCCCGCCACCGCCUCUGCGGUCGCCGUCAGCCAACCUAGGGUACCGAAAGGCGGGACCUGAUUUGAACGACAUGUUGGCGGAGGUCAUGCUAAACAGCCGACAAGACGACCGCAUCGUACUGGCGCAGCUGGCCCCGAGCGAUGCCGUGACGGAUAGCAUGGUGUACCGGCCGCGCUUGGGAGAAGAUGCGGCGUUCCGGUGCGAAGUGCCGGCCGGAAGCGACGGACGCGAAGUGUCCUGGCUGCACCAAGACCGGACCAUCUUUGAGGCAGGACUGCCGGUGCCGCUGACGGUAGCAGACACCACGGGACCGACCUACAACUUCAGCCGCGUCCAUAACACCCUGAUCCUUCUGGUCCUCAACAUCAGCAUGGGCUCCGGGGGCUCUGUGCGGUGCGUCGCCACUUCCUCCGGCCCCGCCUACAUGUCUCGGCCCCGUGUCCUGCAGCACUAUAUGCUGCUGCCGCUGAUCACGCGCCGCAGCGACGUCUUCGCCGAGCCCGAAGUUUCCUACGUGACCGCCACCGAAGGCGAGAGCGUUACGGUACCGUGUAAUAUCCGGCUGCCCUUGCCGGAAGGCAUUUUUGCAAACAUGCGCAACCACGUCAUUUGGCGCCAUAACGACCGGGUCGUCUAUGGUCCCUCGGAAGCGCCGUACGGGUUCUUAAUUUCCAAUACUGGCAUUCCCCAAGCCAUCGAAAUUGCCCAUCCGAACGACACACAGCCCGCCAACCGGCCCGGACACCUGGUAUCUGAUGCAUACAACUUUCCGGCUGUCACACUGGCCGCUGCUGGACAAGUGCAGUGCCUGUUCCGGCCACACCAAGGCAUACAUGAAUGGAUUGUUCAGAGUACAAAGCUUGUAGUUUUUGCUAAGAAAAAUGCGCAGUAG